AUGAAGGGUUCCCUACAGUUGCAACAGGUUAACUCGGUGGCUGUCAAGCCCACAGGCCAUAGCGGGGAAGAAACGCAAUGGCGCUGUGAUCGAAUCGCCGCUCCCUGGGGCCCUACUACGUCUGGACCGGAUGCAGAAUGGCUGUUUCGCAAAGAAUUUGAAGUACAACCUUGCGCGCAGGCCAAACUUUCAAUCACUGCCCAGGGAGUCUAUGAGGCAGAGAUCAAUGGCCACCGUGUUGGAGACCACUUCAUGGCCCCGGGAUGGACAGCUUAUGAUGGCAGACUACAAUACCAGACAUACGAUGUCACAUCACUGCUGUCCGCAGGGAGGAAUUGUAUUGGAGUUCGUGUUGCUGAAGGCUGGUUUUGUGGACGUAUUGGCUUUGAAGGUGGCCACCGGAACAUCUGGGGACCUCAUCCAGCCUUGAUGGGCCAGCUCGAAAUCUACUAUCCCAAUGCCAUUGUUGAAACCAUACCUACAGACAGUACUUGGUUGGUGACAAAAGGUCCUAUCCGGCGGGCAGAGAUAUAUAACGGAGAAAAAUACGACGCGACUCACGAGGUCCCGUACUGGUCGACAUUUGCGCCUGAGGGGGCUACCAAUAGUGCUCAUGAUUGGGUGCCCGUUCUUUGCAUGCCUCCUUUGCCGGCGCAAAUCGAGGUCGUGACUGGAAUUGGAGAGCCAGUCAGGCGAACUGAAACUAUUAUGCCACUUCAAUAUAUCCGGUCGCCGUCUGGAAAAUCAAUCAUCGACUUUGGUCAGAACCUGGUUGGAUACAUCAGACUGAGAAACAUCAAAGGUCGUCGCGGCCAUAAGAUCACCUUAUCUCACGCUGAAGUUUUGGAAGAUCAAGAGCUAUGCACCAGGCCACUUCGUGAAUGUGAUUCUGUGGACGAAUAUAUUCUGAGAGGUGACGAGAACGGCGAGAGCUAUGAGCCACGAUUCACAUUCCACGGAUUUCGAUAUGCCCAGAUCGACGGGUGGGGAGGCGACUUCAGCUUGAUGGACUCAGUCGAGGCGGUUGUAUGUCAUACAGAUAUGAAAGAAGCCGGCUCGUUCUCAUGUUCCGACGAGUUGCUCAAUCAGCUAUACCAAAAUAUCCGUUGGGGAAUGAAGGGGAACUUCCUCGCUGUGCCAACCGACUGUCCUCAGCGAGACGAGCGAUUGGGCUGGUCUGGGGACCUCGCUCUCUUCGCUCCUACAGCAGUUUUGUUGUUCCACUGUUUCGACUUUCUCAGGAAUUGGCUUAUCGAUGUUUGGCAUGACCAACAGGUUCUGGACGGUGUUCCCGCCAUGGUUACCCCCAAUGCUACACUCCCAGAUCCAGUUUGGUGUCGCCGAAAGCCUUGUGCCAUAUGGCAUGAUGUUACAAUUCUGGCACCGUGGGCCCUUUACGAAGAGACGGGCAGUGUCGAGAUUCUUGAAAAACAGUACGAGAGCAUGACAACUUGGAUGAAGAUACUACCCAGAAACAGGGAAGGUUGCACUCAUCUAUGGGAUACUAGUAUCUUCCAGCUGGGGGACUGGUUAGAUCCGGAUGCUCCAGCUGACGCACCCUGGAAGGGCAAGACUGACGCACAACUUGUGGCAAAUGCAUUUUUAAUUCACAGCUUAGAGCUUAUGGCCCAAAUCGCUGACCUUCUCCACAAAGAUGAAGACAGGCUGAGUUAUGAAAAAGAGUCCCGAGCGGCCAAGAAAGAAUUCCAAGAGGAAUAUGUGACCACUAACGGCCGCCUUGUAUCCGACAGCCAAGCAGCCUACUCCAUCGCGAUCUGUUUCGGUCUCUUGACGCCCGCACAACAAGAGCGAGCUGGGAGUCGCCUGGUCUAUCUUGUGAAGAAGAACAACUUUCGAAUCGGCACAGGGUUUGCCGGAACACCAUUCCUGUGCGAAGCCCUUGUCUUGACAGGGCAUAUUCAAGUCGCUUAUGCAAUGCUUCUUGAAAAGACUUGUCCUUCCUGGUUGUACCCAGUGACCAUGGGAGCUACUACUAUGUGGGAACGGUGGGAUAGCAUGCUUCCAGACGGGAGAGUCAACCCUGGAAAAAUGACUUCCUUCAAUCAUUAUGCGUUUGGCUCGAUCGCCAAGUUUUUGUUUGAUAGAGUCGCGGGUUUACAGAGGACCGGACCUGGCUGGAAGAAGUGCCGCAUCGCGCCGUGCAUAGGCGCUGAACUCUCGGGGGCCUCGGCUUCCCAUGAGACUCCCAUGGGCCUUGUUUCCUGUUCGUGGAAGACAUCGAAUUUGUCUGAGAAGCAAAGCAGCCUAGAGUUGAAAGUCACUGUCCCAUACGGCAUGGCCUGUGAGAUUAUUCUGCCAAAGGGCUCGGGAGAGCUGCAGAAGACUGUUGGCUCUGGAGAGUGGACAUUUGAGACAAUCUUUGUACGAGACUACGAGUGGCCUCUCAAUCCUUUACCUCCAAAAUCAUGA
Penicillium canescens is the source of this 2430-nucleotide messenger RNA. RefSeq names its product alpha-L-rhamnosidase. The transcript has 2 exons. Gene Ontology annotation, biological process: carbohydrate metabolic process. Lineage: Eukaryota; Fungi; Ascomycota; Eurotiomycetes; Eurotiales; Aspergillaceae. The record is from RefSeq and is a predicted model, not a curated record. Bases 1 to 2430 code for a protein of 809 amino acids.